Asterias rubens (European starfish) is the source of this 6241-nucleotide messenger RNA. RefSeq names its product unconventional myosin-X-like. The record is from RefSeq and is a predicted model, not a curated record. Bases 244 to 6198 code for a protein of 1984 amino acids. Gene Ontology annotation, cellular component: cytoskeleton; myosin complex. NCBI's taxonomy places the organism in Eukaryota, Metazoa, Echinodermata, Asteroidea, Forcipulatida, Asteriidae. The transcript is spliced from 48 exons. Gene Ontology annotation, molecular function: ATP binding; cytoskeletal motor activity; protein binding.
GCUGGAUGGCCAACGAAAUAGUCAGUAGUCAGCUGUGGUGUGCGGUCGGUUGGCUAUCGUCCGUUUACUGUCUUCAUGUCCAGUAUGGGGAAUUAUCAAUAGUAUAGGAGGAAGAAUGAAUUGUUAACCGGCUUUCUGACCGUACAGACUAACCAUUGGACAAUCCACAUGUGGAUUGAUUGAACAGUAGCCAUCCAUUCUGUGGUUUCUUGUCAAAGAGAAGGAGUGAAUUGAUCAGUAACCAUGGCGAUACACCAUUCACCAUCCGUUGGCCUGGAGGAUAUGGCUAAACUAACAGAUCUCAAAGACGAUAGUAUAUUAGAGAAUCUAAAGUUACGCUAUAAACAUGACCAGAUUUAUACUUACAUUGGUUCAAUCCUUGCCGCCCUCAAUCCAUACAAGAGUAUCCCAAGUAACUAUGAGAAAGAUGUGAUGCUUGCUUACAACAAACGUCAUAUUGGUGAACUACCGCCACACAUCUAUGCCAUCGCUAAUGAUUGUUAUUACUCCAUGUGGAAACGCAAUGAUAACCAGUGUGUCUUAAUUAGUGGUGAGAGUGGAGCAGGUAAGACAGAGAGUACAAAAUUCAUCUUGAACUUUCUAUCUGAGAUGAGUCAAGCAUCAGCUCAAGCAUCAGGCCCAGUAAAUACUGGAUCAAAGCUACGAGUGGAGGAUGCCAUACUUAAGAGCAGUCCUAUCAUGGAGUCCUUCGGUAAUGCUAAGACUGUGUACAACAACAACUCCAGUCGCUUUGGCAAGUUUAUCCAGCUACAGUUUACCAGUGAAGGCAGUAUACAAGGAGGCAGGAUACAAGACUAUCUUCUUGAAAAGAAUCGUGUAGUAGGACAGAACCCGAAUGAGCGUAACUAUCACAUCUUCUAUUGUUUGCUAGCAGGGAUUUCAGAUGAAUAUAAAGAGAGGCUGUAUUUGAGUGAAGCAAGCAGUUACCAUUACCUGAACCAGAGUGGUUGUAUAUCAGAUCCAACCAUUGAUGAUAAGGGAAACUUUCAAGCAGUUCAAGAAGCGUUGGGCGUGAUGAAGUUCACUCAAGAACAAAUCCAUGAUGUUUUCUGUUUGUUGUCUGCCAUCUUAACUCUUGGUAACGUUCAGUUCAUCACAGCGGGUGGUGCUCAAGUAAAAGACAUGCAGCCAAUUCAGAUAGUAGCUUCACUGCUGAAUAUUGAUGAGUACCAGUUGUGUGACUCUCUGACUCAAACGACACGAACUUUACGUGGAGAACUGAUUAGCACCCCACUAGAUGUUGAUCAGGCUUUGAAUUCUCGUGACUCGUUGGCCAUGAAUCUUUAUGGUCGCUGCUUCAAGUGGAUCAUUCAGCGCAUCAAUAGUUGCAUCAAGGGAAAAGAGUUCUUUCGCUCAGUUGGUGUCUUGGACAUCUUUGGCUUUGAGAAUUUCACGGUGAAUCGUUUUGAGCAGUUCAACAUCAACUUUGCAAAUGAGAAACUUCAGGAGUAUUUCAAUAAACACAUCUUCUCAUUAGAGCAGCAUGAAUAUAAUACAGAAGGAUUGGAAUGGGUAGAUAUUGACUGGCAGGAUAAUGGAGAGUGCUUGGAUCUUGUUGAGAGGAAACUUGGUAUUUUGGCACUCAUCAAUGAGGAGAGUCGCUUUCCUAAAGGUACAGAUGAAUCCAUGUUGGACAAAUUACACAGCAAUCAUGCGAAGAACGCUUUCUACAUCAAGCCCAAAGUAGCUGAUGGGAGGUUUGGGAUCCGUCACUAUGCAGGGGAAGUCUUCUAUGAAACCAAAGGAUUCCUUGACAAGAACAGAGACACAUUCAGAGAUGACAUCCUUGAAGUACUCAAGGAAAGCAGGUCUGACUUUAUCUAUGAUUUGUUUGAGACAAUGUUAGCAUCCAAAGCAGCGUCUGGAGACAAGACUAUGAGGAAGAAACCAACAGUCAGCUCACAGUUUCAGGAAUCGCUUCAUUCUCUGAUGUCUACACUAAACACAUGCAAUCCAUACUUUGUACGAUGUGUCAAACCCAAUGCUCAAAAAGCACCAUCUCAAUUUGACUCAUCACUUGUUGUGAAUCAACUACGCUACUCUGGAAUGCUAGAAACUGUGAAGAUUAGGAAGGCUGGCUUCCCAGUCCGGCGGCAGUUUGAGGAGUUCAUCAAGAGAUACAAAGCCAUCAUUCUUAAGGAGGAUCUUUCUAAAGAGGCAGCUCAGCUAUGCAGUCUCCUUCUUAUUAGGUUUGAUGAUAAGAAAGUAAAGUGGCAAAUGGGAAAGUCCAAAGUCUUCAUGAAGGAAAAUCUAGAGAGUCAACUUGAAACUGAACUGAAGAAGGAACUUGGAGUGUUGGCGAGUAAGAUCAAAGCUUGUAUCAAAGGCUUUAUUGUAAGGAAGCAAUACAAGAAGACCAUGGCACAGAUAGUCAUUGUACAGAAGACAAUAAGAAUGCAUCAAUGUAGAAGAUCAUUCUUGAAUGUACGACGCGCUGUGAUUGUCUUCCAAAAGUAUGAGAGAGCUCGUGUUGCACGGAAAAUCUUGAGAAACUUGAAGGAAGAGAAACGGAAGGAGGAAGAGCGACUGAGGGAAGAGCAGAGACAGAGAGAAGAACAAGAAAGGAGAGAACUUGAGCGAUUGAAAGCAGAGGCAAAAUUGCGGGAACUGGAAGAAUUGACAAGGAAGCUUGAAGAAGAGGCAAGACAAAGACAAGAAGAAGAAGAAGCUCAGAAGAGGUUAGAGGAGGAACAGAGAUUGGCUGACCUAGAAAAGGUUCGGCAACUUGAGAUUGCUAGGAAGCAAGAGGAGGAAGAGGCAAAGAGGAAGGCUAAUGAGCUGCGGAUUAAGCUUGAAGAGGAUGCUCAGAAGCUUGCUGAGGAACAAGAAAGACUGAAAAUUGAAGACGAGGAACGCCAACUCCUUGAAGAAGUUGAGAAGCGUCAGCAAGAGUUGGAUCGGUUACGAUCUGAACAACUUGAAAGAGCAGAGAGACAAAUCAUGCAUGAGUUUGAUCACUCACUUGCACAGCUCGCGGCUCAGGAGUCACAUGACUUUUAUUCUUCUUUGGAGCAGCCACCAGAGCAAUAUAUUGAAGAUUCAGAGGAAGAUGAUGAUAAUGCAUCUAAGAAAUCAGAUGAAACACAUUUCUUUGAGGGUUUCCUUCAAAUGAAGACAGGUGGUAUGGUCAAUUCAUGGAAGAAGCGGUGGUGUGUCUUGAGAGAUGAAACACUUAUGUGGUUCAAGUCUAAACAGGAAGCACUUAAGUCUGGUUGGCUCAUGAAGAAAGGAGGUGGAACUGGUACCUUGUCAAGGAGAAACUGGAGGAAACGUUUCUUUAUUUUGAAAGACUUCACUUUAUCUUACUAUGAAUCAGAUAGUAACACGGCAAAGUUACUUGGCAAAAUUGACAUCAAAGGGGCAACAAAUAUAACAGACAGCAGUUUUGGACGUGAGAAUUCUAUUGAUAUAGAGACAGAUGGAAGGACUUAUCACUUGGUAGCAGACACCGCUGAUGAUUGCAGUGAAUGGUACAGCAUUUUGACACGAGUAAAGAACUCGCAAGAAUUUGAGCUGAAACAGAUGCAUGAUGAGGAGGCAAAUCCUAAGAAUGCUAUUGGUUCAUUGGAUGUUGCUAUCAUUGAUUCUGUGGUUCCUGUCAAUAUAGCUUCAAAACCCAACUGUUUUGCAAUCAUCACUGCUGAGAGAGUGAUUAACUUAAUGAGUGCUACACCUGUUGGGAUGAACAACUGGCUUGCAGCUUUGACUCAGUACCAUAAAGGAAAGCGUGCCUACAAGCAAGAAGAUAUCAUCCUGAGUGGCUGGUUGACUAAGGAGAGUACAUCUACCGGCACACUGGCAAGAGUUUCAACUGGUUCCCGUAAGAAGCGCUACUUUGUGCUUACUGCUAACUCUAUUGAGUUCUAUCGAAGCGUAGAGUUACAGCAGAAGAUGGGAGCCAUUGCUUUUAACAGUCUGUGCUCAGUGACGUUGCCUGAUGAAAAGACGUUCAAAGAGGAAGCCUGCCCAGCAUCCAAUCCCAACUCACCGAGCCAUAAAACAAAAACUAAAAACAGUCCCACCCACCAACCCACCACACCCAAUGGCUCUACACAAAGCCUCAACAAUAUCAGUUUCAAAUCUAGUAAUAACAUAGUGGCGACUCUCAUCCGAAAUAAAAAGAAAAAACGCAGGGGUAGUCUCGGUAACAUCUUAUCAAAUGGUGUCUUGCCUAUAGACACCACCACGCCCAACCAGACAAAUGGUAUCAAGGCCACGCCCCCUUCUAGCCCUGCCCAGUCCAACUCAAUGCGUAGACGAUCCAAUAGCCUUGUUUCCACUCUUAUGAGAUCUAGUAAGAGACUAAGUAGGCUAGAUCGUGAGGGUUACUGGAAGUUUGUUGUACAUGGACGUAACUGUUCAUUCAACCUUUAUACUGUGUCUUAUGAUGAUGCUUGGCAAUGGACAUAUGCCAUUCAAGAUGUGAUUGAUAGCAAACCUCUGUUGGAAACACCCUUCCAGAUUCUAAUAAGAGAAAUAAAGGAAUCUGCUAUGAAUGGAGAUCUGACCAGCAUUGAGAGAAUCUUUAAAUUGAAUCCCAUCUUAAGAAAUACUCCUCAUGUCUUGAAGUCACCCUUACUGCCUCUGCCGUAUGGAUUGAUUGUCAGUUCCAGUCAAGAGAAGGGUUACACCACAUUGAAUGAUGAAGCUGUGAAGAUAUUUAACUCUCUACUUGGAUCAGAAAACCUACCUGACCCUAUGCCAGUUAUACAGGGUAUUUUGCAAACAUGUCAUGAUCUGAAGCCCCUGAGGGAUGAGGUUUACUGUCAGAUUAUCAAGCAAACAACCGGGGUACCAGACCCUGAUAGUCUGAAUAAUCUACGUAACUGGCAGAUUUUGGCUUGUCUCUGCUGUAGCUUCUUACCAAGCAGGAAUAUACUCAGAUAUACACGCUUCCAUAUGAAGAGGCAAAUGGAGUUGUUUCCAGAGACUCAGACUGCUCGCUAUGCUGAGUUUGCCAUCGAUGCACUGAAGAGAACAAGAUCCAGGGAUUUUGCCCCAUCUAGAGCAGAGGUCAUAGCUAUUUUGGGUCGCAGAGAGAUGAGUGCGACAGUGUUCUGUCAUGGAGAUGGAUCGUGUCAAAUUAAUAUCAACUCAGCAACAACUGCAGGACAGGUGGUACACACUCUAGUGAAGGGGAUGGGUCUAGAUAAAUGUCACAAUCGGUUUGCUCUGUAUGAACGUAGUGGCCAUGUAGAGAAAGCCAUUGAGGACCGGACAGUCAUUGCAGAUAUCAUCGCUAAGUUUGAACGAUACAAAGCUAGAGGGCUGAGUGAUCGUGGGAAACCUUGGCAACUCUUCUUCAAACUCUUCUGUUACUUGGAUACUAAGAAUGUGGAGAAGGGGAGCAUUGAGUAUAGUUUCUUGUAUGAAGAGGCCUGUGAGGAUGUCAUACGUGGUUUCUUUCCCACUUCAGCUGAGAAAUUGAUCCAACUGGCUGCCCUCCGUACACAGUUUGUUCGUGGUGACUAUGUCCAGAAUGAUUGGAUACGUGAAUUGAGUGAAGUGUACCCUGUGGAUAGACUUAAAUCCCAACCUAAGAAAGACGACAAUGACUUCGCUGGAUUUCCGAUGAAGCAACGAAAAGAUAACUUCAUAUCAGGUACUCUGAAAGGAUUAGGUGACAAGACACUUAAGAAGUUACAGAAGUCUGCUUCUGAUGACUCCAUUUUGGAUUCAGUGUUUGCUGAUGAGAUCUCAGCUACGACAACAAGGAUUGUUGACAAGUGGAAAACACUGAAGGGUAUUUCUGCAGACAGUGCUCAAGAAGCCUACAUGAACAUCAUCCAGCAAUGGAAGUCUUAUGGUGCACGUUUAUUUGAGGUAGAGAGCACUGAUGGUAGAUUUCCUGCCAACCUGUGGCUUGCUGUUGGUGCUAGUAUGGUUGCUGUACAUAAACAGGGGGAACCUAAUCCAAUUGAAGAGAUUACGUAUGAGAGGAUACUAUCAUUUGGAGCACCGAUACCAAACGAGUACAAGAUAGUUGUAGAAGGAAGACGACAUGAAUUGUCCUUUGAAACAAACCAAGUCUUUGAGAUUGCCAAGUUGAUGAAGGCCUACAUUAAUGAGAUAGUCCGGAAAAGGCAAAGUAUCUACAGCGUUUCAAAUGGAAAUAUUCCAGAACAAAAACAACCUGUAGCCCUCAACAAUCCUUCCCCAUUUGAUAAAUAUUUUUGAUGAAAGUCACAGUGGUAAGUAAUAUAUACAGGUUUUGAUAAAA